CAGUCGAUUAACAUUGCUAGCUGUGUUUGAUAACUGUAGCCCCGCAAAAAAAAACGUGCGCACGUUCUUUUAUUUCUGGUUUUGUUUUUGCUGGAAAACUUAGUGAAAAUAUGGUCAAGGCGCGAAAAGAGGUGCAAUGCGACCACUGCGGCACAAGCCAAGGGUCCAAGAGCGUUUUUUCAGGUCAGAAGGUGUUCCUGGGCAGGAAAAUAACAGACGUACUGGAGACCAUCACCCACAGAAGCAUCCCAUCAUCAUUGCCGAUCAAGAUAUGCUUCGUCUGCACCUCCACAUUUAUGUCCAGCGCGGCACUAAUCGAUAAGGUCCGCGAGACGGUGGACAGGAUACAGGUCCAGUCCGCCAAGAAUAGCAAGGUAGCGGAAAAAGAGGAGCCGGAAAACGAUAAGAAGGCGGUUAAGGUGCCAAAGAAGAACACCACCCUCCGUCAGCGCAGCAAGUCCAUAGCGGCUUUCCCGCCAAGCUUUGUGAAUGGAGCUAAUACAGAAAUCGAGAUCAUUAGUGCUUCGCCCAAGAAACUCGAUAAGACUCCUAAAAAGCAGAUAUCUCGACUCUUCGAGGACAAUCUUAACGAUUCCGUGAAGCUGACGCCCGCCAAAGAGGUGUCGUCCACUAAGAAGGCUUUCCUUAAUCUCUUUGGCAACGGCGACAAUGAUGCCAUCGAAGUGCUGACCGAGAGCGAGGAAGAGGAGGACUCGAAUAAAGGUCCUAUCACCAUUAACACAAAUAACUUUCAGUGUCCAGAGUGCGAUUUUCGCUCAAAGUUUCCCAAACAGUACAAGGAGCACCUGCAGAAGGAGCAUGGUCUUCAAAGACCGCGCAUAUACUCCUGUGCCUUGUGUAUUAAGACUUUCGGCGUGCUUAAGACCUUGAAAAACCAUCUAAAGGACACUCACUCACGCACUUUUGAGGCCGAGGGCAAGACUAAGGCGAAGGAAAGCAAGGAAAAAGAGGCUAAGUCAGGGGCCAAGAAAAAAAUUGAGACCAAGGCAAAGGAUCGCAAUGCUGUGAGUCAAAGCAAGAAGCCAAAAGAAGGAAAGUCCAAAGAAACCAAAGUGGUUAAGAAAAUCGACGACCAAGAAGUGAACAACAAAAAGAGCACCGACAUUGAGGACGCAGACCAGACCCAGGCAACCAAAAUCGCCUCCUUUAAAGCACUAAAUGAGUCUUUGAUGAAGAAAAGGAUGUUAGAGAACGUAAUGGAUUCGGAAUACACAUUUGCCAUCAAUGGAUCCAGCGCCUCCACUCCGAGGGCGGAUUCGAAUAAUUUUCAGUGCGACAUCUGCGACUCUGAGCUGGUGACCGCCAAGCAGAUGCAGGAGCACAUGACGUCCGUCCACGGCAUCGACAAGCCAAAGGUUUUCAAGUGCCACGUCUGCGAGAAGAGUCUGGCCACCAAACAGUCCCUGAAAACGCACAUGACUCUACAUAACGACGGUGCGGAAGCGUCGAACUCCAGCAAGCGAAAGAUUCUGCAGGAAGAGGAUGAGGACGUAGACAUUCUGGGUACGACUCAGAUUGAAAACACGGCCGAGAAUGUUGAAGGACCUAAGAAAUCGCUGCAAAGCCCUACUAAAGGCGCAAGGUCCACCAACCGAAAGAUUCUGCAAGAAGAGUAUGAGGUUGUGGAAAUUAUAGACGCUUUUAAGACUGACAACACUGAGGAGGAGGAUGAAGGCCCCGUAGAAGAACAGAUUAUACGACCCAGGAACGACAUUGAGCACCAGGUCGAAGGAGGCAUGAUUGCACCUCGGUCGCCAGCUAAGAAGACUAAGAAGGUCAGUCAUAUAGAUCUGUCUGUGUCCACAACCAAUGGCAAUUCUCCUGCCAGGUCAGAAAAACGAAAAAAACAAGACAAAUCUGAGGACACGUUCCCCUCAUCUGAUGUAGACAUAGUGGAAGAAAUCAACUACAACGUGAAGCCGCACAAAAAGGCUCGCCUGGAGUCCAUUGGUGACUCAACCGCCGACGAGUCCACCCUCAGCUGCGAUCAGUGCGGGAAGUUCGUCAAAUCGCGUCAACGCUUGGACUCGCACAUGGAGAAGAAGCACGCUUCCCAACUACGGUGCACUAUAUGCAAGGAAGUCUACCAGACCCAAAUUGAUUACGUGGCUCACUUCUCGAACUGUGGUUCCGAAAGUGGGCUUCCGUGCGGCGUGGCCAAGUGCAAGAAGGUCUUCUCGGAGGCCAACUUCCUCUGCUCGCACCUGCGCAAGCGCCACGAGUUGCACUAGAUUUCUUUUAUUUUUAUUUGUUUUUCAUUUCAUUCUCUUGACCAAUGUAGUUUUACGUUAGCAUAUUGCUUAGUAUUAGUAUAAUUCUUUGAAUUUUCAAUGGUUAACUUUAAAAGGGGCUAUAUAAAGUUAAAAGUCGAUGAAAACUGCAAUUCAUAACAAGGUUACUUCAUACAUUUUUAACUAUUGUUAAGUGCGAUUUGAAAGAUAAGUUUAUGUUGAAUAUUAUAACAUUUUUUUAUAACUUGUACUCGCCAUGAGUAUAUAAAUUAAUUUGAAUGUAAUAAACUUAUUU
Molecule: messenger RNA, 2547 nt
Organism: Drosophila mauritiana
Lineage: Eukaryota; Metazoa; Arthropoda; Insecta; Diptera; Drosophilidae
Gene: indra
Product: zinc finger protein CG2199
Exons: 2
Coding region: 111-2252 (713 amino acids)
Biological process (GO): regulation of transcription by RNA polymerase II
Cellular component (GO): nucleus
Molecular function (GO): DNA-binding transcription factor activity, RNA polymerase II-specific; zinc ion binding; RNA polymerase II transcription regulatory region sequence-specific DNA binding
Source: RefSeq, a predicted model, not a curated record